Molecule: messenger RNA, 2267 nt
Organism: Saccostrea cuccullata (small rock oyster)
Lineage: Eukaryota; Metazoa; Mollusca; Bivalvia; Ostreida; Ostreidae
Exons: 2
Source: RefSeq, a predicted model, not a curated record
GAAUUGGAAGCGGGGGAGUUGGCGGGGGAGCAGGAAUCGGGGAGGGAUUGGGACUGGACGGAGGAUUAGGAAUUGGAACUGAAUUAGGACUUGGUGGAGGAGUAGGAUUCGGAAAUAAUUUAGAUGGAUUUUCCACAGACCUUGGGAUGGGAAUAUCAAAUGAUGUAGCAGGUACUGAUAGAGAUUUCCGUCUAUUUGCAAGUAACGUUCCAGGACAACUUGACACUUCCCUCGGCGCUGGGGGAGCAGGCUUAGAUCAGUCCAUACCGCUAGAUUUUUCCCAGUUACAAGCCAUAGAUCGUUUAGAUUUUCCCCUUGAUGGAUCUCAGGGCAUUCCUAAUUUAAUUGAACCUGAAUCAUCUCUGAUGGAUUCGAUUCCGGAAUUGAACGGACCACAACUUAUUGAUCCGAGUCUUGGAGUAGCCGGAAGCGGAGGGCUAAUUGCUAUGGAAGCCCCAGAUCUAGGGCCUGUGGGAUUAGAUCCAACGGCUCUUAUGGAACUUGGGGGCUUAGUCGGCGGUCCUAUGGAUCCGAUAAUGGAUGUAGGAACAGGACAAGGGAGAUCAAAAUCACAGAAAGGGAGUAAGAAACCCAAGAAAGUGACAGAAACUGUGGACAUAAAAGUGGACGUCAUUAAGAAAGGUGGUUCAAAAGAUAAAAAUAAAGCCGGAAAAUCAAGCAAAAAAGGACAAAAUAUGGGUGUGAAUGGACCCUUACCUGGACCAGGGUCAUUUCCAACCGGAAUUCAGUCGGCCGGACCACUACCUGGAGAAAUGGUUGACCCAGCCAUGUUUCUAGGAGGAUCUGCCGUCGGCGGAAGAGGUGGUGCUUUAUCCGGAAAUGGUGCAAUAUUUGACGGAGGAAUAAUUGAUACUGCUCCAGGCAGCAUUCAAGGGGGUGGUAUGCCCGAGAGUCAAUUGCCCCCUAUAGGUAUUUUAGUUGACGGUCCCUCGGGAGGAAUUAUGAAUGGUCCUAACGCAGGUGGUCUACCUGGAGGUUUAGGAGGCCCCGGAAAUAUGGACUCUGGCAUUGGUGCGUUAGGUGGUAUUGGAAUGGAUGCUUUUAGUGGAACUCCUGAAUUGCAAAACGGAGCUCUCGGGGGUAUGGGUCUUGAUGCUUUAUCAGCCAGCGGAACACCAGGCAAAGGCCACUCGGGUAUUAUUGGACUAGAGGGUGGAUUUCGAGGAAAUUUUGACCCACAAGCAAAUGACUUAGGGGGUCUUGGUCUGGAUGGAUUAUCAGCUGUUCCCAUGGACGCUGCGGGUACUGGACAGAUGGCAGGGAGUGGGGCAGGAGGACAAGCAUUUGAUCCAAACGCUCUGUUUGAUCCAGUCAUUCAAGAUGGUACGGGUUUCAACGACCAGAUGUCAUUUCUGGACCCAACACAGCCCAACUCUGGACCUGUCGGAGAAAUUCCCAUCAUGCCUGAUCCUCAAAAUGGCGCUGGCGCAGCAUCCGGUGGAAACAUUAAUUUAGACCUAUCUUCUCUUAUACCGGCGGAUAUGCUUGGUGGCCUUGAUCUCAGUGGAGCACCCGGUGUGAACGUAGGAGGAGGUGUGAAUGAAAAAGGCCAAGGGGGUCCGAUUGAUCAUGGACCGUCCGGUGGAGUUAUUGGACUUGCAGAUAUGGCACCCCUCGGUGAUCUAGGGGGAGGUGCCAUUGGUAAUCAAAUAGGUGGCGGAAAAGAAACACUUGAUUCCUGUCUGUCACGUGGUGAACAAUUGUGGUGUGAUGCGAAGGCUUCCUGGGGCAGUACACCCGGAGUACAGGGAUGGUGCAAUUCAAAUUGCCACAAAGGUGCAUGUAAUUUUGAAAGAUGCGCAUGCUCAUGCAUCUCUCAAGCUGAAUAUGACUUCCGCGCUGGCGGUUCCGCGGGAACUCAAAAAGUCUAAUGGUUUAUUCACGUGCCAUCUACAAAAUAUAGAUUAUUUCUGGCCCUUUGCCUCUUACAAAUAUUAUUUGGUCUUUGAGGGAUCAUUUUAAGAUGUUAGUUAUAUUUGGAGCAGUAAAGACAUUUUACAUGCCUUACCCCUACUGACAAAACCAACAUUAUUUAUAUGAAGCAUAUAAAUCACUUAUCUUGCUUUUGCAAUUGAUCACGAAGAUUGAUGGGCAUGAUUAUAUAUUAAUCAGCAUUCAAUAAAAUCCUAUUUAUGUUUUUGUUUACAUAAUUAAAUCCACACAACUGUACGUCUAAAAGUAUAAAAUAGUUAUCUCAAACAUAGAGAACUGUUUAUGUUAUGAUGAAUAAUGGUUGAUAUAUUUUU